GUGAGGACACAUGUUCGUCUGGAGAUGAAGGACGACGACAUCGAGGGCGAGCAGAGUCGGCGAUGUAUCAGUCGUGACUUCGAGCUGCCAGCCAAAACGAGAAGCGCCAAGCGCGCCCAAGCACAUUGCUCCUGCCGACAUCGUCUCCUCGGACGUCCCGAUGACAUCGUGAUGAACAAAAACAAUGACUCGACAAUCGCUACACAGACUACUAAUCUCACCAACGACGCGGAUCAGACCAUGCCGGAUUGCGUACAGGACUAGGAUAAAUUACAGCUUCACUUCCCAACACACCACAAUGGCAUCUGCCGGCCCCGAAGAAGGCCGAACAUAUCCCCUCAAACGGCCCAAUGGCCACAAACCUCCAGUUCCUAGAUGGACUCUCAAGUUGCCACGUGAAGUCAGCCACGUGUAUACACUAUACAUCGGAGUGCAGAGUCACAACAAUCACGUACAAAAGCGCCAAGAGGCAGAAGACAUUAUCGAUGGCAUACUUGACGCUCAUCGUCCACCAGCAGUAGAUACGUUCCGGGUCACUCACGGUUUCGACCUAGUCGACUCCAAAGUGUGGGUAGCGUACUGGACAAAUCAGGCAGAUUUCGAAACUACAUUACAGAAGCUCAACCUGCCCGAGAUUUGGCAAAGCCUGGGCAGUAGCAAGCAGGACAUUGGGAUAUGGCUCGAACAUUUCGCCGCACCAGUCGAGAGACUCGAAACGAAUUAUGCUCGAUUGGACCACAAACCAGGUCUUGCGCAAUUACCAGGUGUAGAGCAGCCAGACCAUGAAUUGACAGCAUAUUGGGGAGCGGGACGUGAUCGCAUUCCUGCUUCCGCUCACGACCUCUUUGAAACGCCAAAAGAUGUCCCUACUCCUUCCUCAGAGCCCGUUGGAAUUGGCGAGAGACUGACAGGAACGAACUAUGACAACAUGUGCCAUAUCCGCUCCGGCCAAUGGUGGGCCCUCUGCCCUCCCGACGAACGCGAAGCCUAUGAGACCAAACUCCAAGAAGCCCUUAUGGGCGGCAUGGACUACCUAUGGACUCAUCCCGAAGAAACCGGAACAAUCGGCUUACGCUUCUUACAAAACCUUGACGACAAAGGAAACUCAAUUCUCGAAACUUGUGGAGCGGGCUUCCAUAAAAAUUGGAAAGGUUUGGAAAAAUGGAGUAGUCGACAUCCGAGCCACUUGAAGAUCUUCAAUGGAAUGAUGAAGCAUGCGAAAGAAUUUGGAGAGAAUAGGAAGUUUAUGACUUGGCACGAGGUCUGGAUCUUCAAAGCAGGCGAAGCACAUUUCGACUAUGUGAACUGCGAUCCGAAGACUGGUGUGAUGAAAUGGGUGGAUUUGAAGCGCGAGAAACUUGAUUGAUUGCUUCACAGUUUGACAGAUGUACAGAAUGUCAUGAUUUGCGAAGUUUUUGGCAGGUCUCAGUUGACAUUCAAUUCGACGCAGACCACGAGUCAUUACGAAGCGACGGAAUAGAUUUCAUUGACCAUACGACGGGGCUGGCGCUAACUUCAUUGACGCUCGAGCCCACACGAGCAUCACAUGCGUUCCUUCCCGACGGAGUCGCUCGCUGCUAAGGCCCUUUUCAAAAUCUCCUCCAAUCGAACUGACGGGCAUUGAGAAAAUGGCGCCUUCCAGAAUCCUCAGUUUUC
Molecule: messenger RNA, 1656 nt
Organism: Cercospora beticola
Lineage: Eukaryota; Fungi; Ascomycota; Dothideomycetes; Mycosphaerellales; Mycosphaerellaceae
Product: phenylacetaldoxime dehydratase family protein
Source: RefSeq, a predicted model, not a curated record